AUGUUGGGAGCGCCUGCCCCCUCACUGCCCUGCGGGGAGCACAGGAGCCGGCAGGGUGUGGGGGUGCUGGAGGCGCCCGGGUACCGGAGCACACCUUUCUCAGUUAUGCGGCCCUCACCUCAGCGCUCCCGUGUGCCUGUGCUCCUCCCCCGAGUGCGGGGUCCCCCCACUAGGGACGCUCAGCCCUGUUUUCUGAGCGGAGGGUGCGUGUCUCGCGUGAGGCCUGACGCCGCGGUGUUCGGUUUCAGGCGCGCGCACACCCUGACCGUGCUCUUCAUCCUCACCUGCGUGCUGGGCUACGUGACUCUGCUGGAGGAGACGCCCCAGGACACGGCCUACAACACCAAGAGAGGUAUUGUGGCCAGUAUUUUGGUUUUCUUAUGUUUUGGAGUCACACAAGCUAAAGACGGGCCAUUUUCCAGACCUCAUCCAGCGUACUGGAGGUUCUGGCUGUGUGUCAGCGUGGUCUACGAGCUGUUCCUCAUCUUCAUCCUCUUCCAGACCGUGCAGGAUGGCCGCCAGUUUCUGAAGUACGUUGACCCCAGGCUGGGGGUUCCGCUGCCGGAGAGGGACUAUGGGGGGAACUGCCUCAUCUACGACGCAGACAACGAGACAGACCCCUUCCACAACGUCUGGGACAAGCUGGAUGGCUUCGUGCCCGCGCACUUUAUUGGCUGGUACCUGAAGACCCUGAUGAUCCGCGACUGGUGGACGUGCACCAUCGUGAGCGUGAUGUUCGAGUUCCUGGAGUACAGCCUGGAGCACCAGCUGCCCAACUUCAGCGAGUGCUGGUGGGACCACUGGAUCAUGGAUGUGCUGAUCUGCAAUGGGCUGGGCAUCUACUGCGGCAUGAAGACCCUCAAGUGGCUGUCCCUGAAGACGUACAAGUGGCAGGGCCUCUGGAACAUUCCGACCUACAAGGGCAAGAUGAAGAGGAUAUUGAAAUAUCCAUUAUCACCUCAACCUUUGACUCAUCAGCCUUCCGCCGCCUCCCGCGCACGGUCCUCUGGGCGGGGCUCGCCGCCCACACGCCCUGUCCCCCAGUUUCUGUUGGCAGAGCUGAACACCUUCUACCUGAAGUUCGUGCUGUGGCUGCCCCCGGAGCACUCGCUGGUCCUGCUGCAGACCGUGAGCCGCGGAGGACGGGGUGAGCGGGCCUGUGCCCACGCAGGGCGCCCUCCAACGCGUGCCUCCCCCUGCAGGAAGCCACACAAGAAGCUGGGCCAGCAGGCCUGGCUGAAAAAAAAGCAAUACAAAGUGGUCAAGUACGACCCGCAGACGCUGACGCUGUCCCUGCCUUUCUACAUCGCCCAGUGCUGGACGCUCGGCUCCGUGCUGGUGCUCACCUGGACCGUCUGGCGCUUCUUUCUGCGGGACAUCACCCUGCGGUACAAGGAGACCCGGCGGCAGAAGCAGCAGAGCAGCAGUGACCAGGGCAACACUGUUGGCCACGGGGACAGGCACCCAUCUGGGCCGGACAGCCCCUCAGGGCCCCUGGAGGCUGAGAGGGAGGGGGCACCGGCUCUGAACUGACCUGCUCCCCACCCCCGCCAGGACACAGGCUGUGUCCCCUCCUCCGAUGCCUGUCAGGAGCCUCCGCCAGGCCUCCCCCUCCCCCAGCAACAGAGAGGCUCGGGGCCUGGAGGAGGCCUGCCCCACAGGCUGGUGUGCGGUGGCCUGUGUGCACCUUGUGGGCUCCGCGCUCCGGGCUUCUCAGCGGCGGUGUGGCUGGGGGUGCCCUGGGCAGCGGUCCCCUUUCUGUUGGUCUGCCCACAGGCCUCUGGCCACACCGAGCCCUGGCGCCUAGAGGGCCAGGCCCUGAUCCCCAAAAGCCCCUCCGCCCCGCGCCCACGUGUUCCUGAGGGUGGUCCACCAGCUCCUGAGAUGGCCGAGACGGGCAGAUCCGAGCUGCAGCCCUGAGCCGUUUCCUCGGAGCCUUCCGCCAGCCCAGCUGACGCAGAGGGCAUGGGGGGCGGGGCCAGCCCCUCAGCCCUGUGCCCAAGGUUGGAAGGAGGGGUCCUGGGUCUCUGGCCCCAAGUUGGUCAUCUCCACGAGCAGACAGAACAAAUAAAUGGCGAUGGACUGA
Messenger RNA from Myotis davidii, 2086 nucleotides. RefSeq names its product phosphatidylserine synthase 2 (gene PTDSS2). NCBI's taxonomy places the organism in Eukaryota, Metazoa, Chordata, Mammalia, Chiroptera, Vespertilionidae. Gene Ontology annotation, biological process: phosphatidylserine biosynthetic process. The record is from RefSeq and is a predicted model, not a curated record. Gene Ontology annotation, molecular function: L-serine-phosphatidylethanolamine phosphatidyltransferase activity.